This is a messenger RNA of Rodentolepis nana, 501 nucleotides long. The record is from the annotation of a GenBank genome assembly. NCBI's taxonomy places the organism in Eukaryota, Metazoa, Platyhelminthes, Cestoda, Cyclophyllidea, Hymenolepididae.
AUGACACCCCUUCAGAAAGCCGCCGUUGUGCGCCUUGUUAGUCAAGGUUUAGACGGUGUUGGAGGAGGCGGUCGUCCAGUGACGGCUGCUGUUGGAGAUGGUGGAAAUGACGUUGCUAUGCUCCAUGAAGCCAGCAUUGGAAUCGGCAUCUUUGGAAAUGAGGGCAGACAGGCGGUGAGGGCUGCGGAUUAUGCAAUUCCUCUAUUCAAACAUCUUCGAAGAUUAAUUUUGCUUCACGGUCAUUGGAAUUACUAUCGUAUUAGCAUGACUGCAAAUAUCUUCUACUUCAAGAAUGUGGCUUUCGUAGCGCUUCAAAUUUAUCAUAUGUUCUACGAUGGGUUUUCUGGCCAAUCAAUGUUUGACAGUCUACUCUACACCCUCUAUAAUCUGACUUUCACAUCAUACGCCCCCUUCGUGUUCGGACUCUUUGAGAAACAUAUUUCAGCCAAUGAUCUCCUUCAUAGACCAUACCUAUACCGUUUGGUUUGUCGCAAUACAUAA